AUGUCGCUGUUUCCGAAAAAGAAUCCAGAGGGAGGAAAGCUUACCAUCUUCGUGGACUGUGUCUCGCCGUACUCAUGGUUCGGCUUCACCAAUGCCAUUCGCUACCGACCACUUCUCAACGCGUAUGGCGUCUCGGUCGAGAUCGUCCCAUUCUUCCUGGGCGCCGCUCGCGAUAGCGCCGGGAAUCCAUUCACGCCGACACCCAAGUGGAGGGAAGCUUUCGGGGAGCAAGAUUUCACGCUGACAGGCGAGAUGCUGGGCCUGAAACCGGUCCGGCCCAAGGAGUUCCCGAUUCUGUCCCUAUUCGCCGUCCGCAUCGCGACUUGGGUCAAAGACCACUAUCCGGCGGAAAAAUUCGACCAAACCUUCCCAGCGUUCAGCGUGGCGUACUGGAGCAAGGGCAUCAAUAUCUCGAAGCCGGAAGGUGUACUCAAGGCCUUGGCGGGGAUCUUCACCGAGGAGGAAAUCAAGGAGAUAAUGAAGAAUGCGCUCAGUCCGGAGAACAAACAGCGAGUCAUCGAGCUGACGAAGAGUGCUGGCGCAUUCGGCGCGCCUUGGAUUCAAGCCGUCAAUUCCAAGGGCCACCGCCGAGAUUGGUUCGGGAACGAUCGGUGGGACCAGGUCUUCUAUCAUCUCGAGGUACCUUUCACGACGACGAGAAUCAUCCCUCCCGACGAGCUCGAAGCAGAAGCCAAAGCAAAAUUGUGA
Molecule: messenger RNA, 708 nt
Organism: Cladophialophora yegresii CBS 114405
Lineage: Eukaryota; Fungi; Ascomycota; Eurotiomycetes; Chaetothyriales; Herpotrichiellaceae
Exons: 3
Coding region: 1-708 (235 amino acids)
Biological process (GO): glutathione metabolic process
Cellular component (GO): peroxisome; mitochondrion
Molecular function (GO): glutathione peroxidase activity; glutathione transferase activity
Source: RefSeq, a predicted model, not a curated record